Messenger RNA from Dreissena polymorpha, 3973 nucleotides. RefSeq names its product endothelin-converting enzyme homolog. Gene Ontology annotation, molecular function: metalloendopeptidase activity. The transcript has 23 exons. Gene Ontology annotation, biological process: protein processing. Lineage: Eukaryota; Metazoa; Mollusca; Bivalvia; Myida; Dreissenidae. Bases 689 to 3172 code for a protein of 827 amino acids. The record is from RefSeq and is a predicted model, not a curated record. Gene Ontology annotation, cellular component: plasma membrane.
GGUUUAGUACGUUGAUAACUCCACAAUCGCGUUUCAAUACGUUCAGUUACAUGUAAAUACUGUAUUGGGAAAUGUUUGCAUAUUAAAUUAACAAUGCUUAUUAGAGUGUUUCUAUAGUAAUAAUAUUUACUUAAUAUUGCUAAAUUUACCGAGAGAAUGUGCAUCGCUUCAUUGAACGUUUACUGUUCAUAUUAAAUGAAGGAGUCAGGUUAAAUUACUGAAGUACGCACAAGGAUGCAGUUUUUAAUGUGCUAAUUUAAUUAAUUAAUAUACGUAUAUAUUUCUCAGUGGAUUAGAUGAUAUGAACUUUUAAAGUUUAAAUUACUUGUUGAAUCUAACCUUCAUAUGGGAUGUUUACUGUUUUAUAUUAUAUUUGAUGUCUUCUAGGCCUAUAUACAGACACCAGGUGAAAUAAAGCAAACUUUACUAAAUCAGGUGUAGUGAAGGGUGAUUUUAAAUACACAUUAAAAACUACAAAGUGCCGCUAGGAUAAUUAGAAAAUUGUGUCCGAGUUUAAUAAAACCAUCAGAAGGAUAUUGCUGAUCACAGAAGAGGGAUAUUGCCUCGGGCGACAUAGAAAUGACGGCUUGCAUCGAAGAGAGCGAACCAUUAAACGAAAAUGGCAGGGCUUACAUAAAGAUGCAGGACGCUCCGUUCGCCGACAGCCUGUGCAGGAUCGGAGGAAGAUAUGCUUGAUUACGACGACGACGCAAUCUUCAACUGUGACACUUGCCGUCGGCGACGGAACUUGACGACGGUGGAGAAAUGCCUGAUUGCCUUCGCGUGCGUUUGUCUGAUCGUCGUGAUCAUACUCGCGGCGCAUAUGGGUGGAAAGACUGAAGUGAAACCCCCUAAAAAGUGCGAGUCUAAGGGCUGUCUGGCAGCGGCGAGCUCUCUCCUUAGCGCCAUGGAUCCCUCGGCAGACCCAUGCGAGGACUUCCAUCAGUACGCGUGCGGCGGUUGGCUAAGGGAGACGCCCAAUCCACCCGGAUAUCCGCUGUGGGACCGCUUCCAGGAGCUCGCCUAUAAGAACAUGUUCAUGCUGAAAACUUUUAUAGAGGCGCAUGAUUCGCACGAGGGCGCCCCAAGAAAAGUGCGCGAGUUCUACACCAGCUGUAUGGCGGAAAGCACAGUCGCGCGCGCAGAGACCCUUAGCGACUUCCGAUCUCUCUUGACCUCUGUGACCCGACCCGGCCCCACGGCGUUCGAGCUUGAGCCCAGCCUUCUUGAGAUUCACCGACUGAACACGUGGCCCCUGUUCCAGGUGCUGGUGGGGCCGGACGAAAGGAAACCUGACAGAAACAUUUUGAAGAUAGAAGCUGGCGAGACGCCAUUUCCGUUCGGAAUCUUCAAAGUAACACCGACCAAGGGCCAGGUGUUCGAGCGAAGUUCCAACAACAGCGACCCGGUCUCGAUCUCUCCGACUACUAAAACAUCCGGCGGUUUGGAAGCUAAAGUCAGCGACUUCAACGAAACCAAAAACACCACCUCCGAUCAAGAAUACCAUGUGGUCAGUGAAAGAAGUGACGUUACGUCCGCCACGAAAGCGACUAACGGGACGACGCCGGCAGCUCCAUCGACAGAGUCUACUACCAGAAAAUCCCAUAUUAAAGAUUCCCAUCCGCAUCCGGACGAAAAUCUCACUGAAUUGGUAAAGGACUACGUAACGGAAACGACCGAGCUACUCAGACUAUUGAUGAACAAGUCACGUGAUGAAGCAGACGAGAUUGCUCGAGAGCUUCUGGAGUUGGAGAAGAGAAUUUCAUUGGCCCAUGACAUUGAUCUCCACGUUCAUAACCGCACCCAGGCUUACAAUUCGAUGACGGUCAGAGACCUUCAAAGCAAGUGUAACGUGAUAAACUGGUCAGUCUACCUGAACAGUUUGCUGACGAUCGGAAGUGAGGUAGUGCGCGCGGUCACUAACGAAACGGAAGUGGUAGUGCUGCACGAGGAGUCCCUGGAACGCGUGUGUGUCAUCGUGGAGGAGUACCGCAAGAACGAAACGGCUAAGCGCACGCUACAGACAUACAUUCUGCUCGCACUAGCCAGGUCCAUGAAAGGUUACUUUGAUCUUAGUACAUUCGAACCGGAUAAAGGCCACGAUGAGGAGAUCGAGAAGGAUGGAGAGCACUGGCGACGCUGCACGUUCUACACUAACAGGGCUCUGGGACUCGCAACUGGGGCAAUCUACGUCAACGCGACGUCACUGGAGUCGACGUUCGUUCAGGCGGACGAACGAAUUCUAAAGAUAAAAGGCCUCGUGGAAUACGUCAAGCGAGCAUUCAGGGACUAUUUGUUACGUAAGAUCUGGAUGGACCCAGUUACGAAAGCAAACGCGGAAAAGAAGCUGAACGAGAUAAUAGACAAAGUAAGCUACCCGUCGUUUAUCAUGAACACCACUUUCCUCAAUGAGUUCUACAAGGAGAUGCUCGUAGAGAAAGACUGGUUUAGUAAUUUGCUGAGUUGGCGAAGGUUUACAAUCAAAAACAUGGUGAUGUCCCUAAAUAAGCCCUUCGACAGAACUAACAGCUGGAUCAACCCGCCGGUGACGGUGGAGUCGGACUACUCGCCGGUAAGGAACGACAUCAUCUUCCCCAUAGCGCUCUUUCACCUGCCCAUAUACAGCAACGAUGGGCCCAGUGCCUUAAAUUUUGGAGCAAUCGGUUCCCUGAUAGGCCACGAGAUCACGCACGCGUUUGAUGUACAAGGUCGCCAGUACGACGGCCAGGGUGAACUGCGGGACUGGUGGGACCCUAUCACGGCGGACAUGUUCAAGGAAACCACCGUCUGUAUGAAGGACCAGUACGACCACUUCAAAGUGCACAACAUGGCGGUGAACGGUGAACAGACGCUAGAAGAGAACAUCGCCGACAACGGCGGCUUGAGAGCUGCUCACGUGGCGUUCGAGCUCUGGAUGAAGGAGCAAGGGGAGGAGCUCCCCCUGGCGGGCCUGCAGCUCGACAAUAGACAGAUCUUCUACAUCAGCUUUGCUCAGUUAUAUUGCUCAAAAUGGAAGGAGUCCGGUAUAACAGAUUUCCUUGUACGUGAUCCCCACAGCCCUGGUCCGUUCAGGAUCGAAGGUGCCUUAUCAAAUAAUCUCGCAUUCCAAGACGUGUUCAAGUGCCCUUAUACGUCACGCUACAACCCCUCCCUCAAGUGUCAGGUCUGGUAGAGCGAGACUUGGGUUCAAAGGGCCAUGUAUCGUAUUCAUUCAACGUCGAAGGGGGAAUCCACUUGAAAGUAUAUGAUUUCUAGUAGAAAGCAUACGCUUUGGCAACGUUCACCUGCUGUUUAAAUUAAUUGAAAUUGUAAAUUUGAAAUUAAAAUAAAACCUGUGAGGCAAUACAUUUUUUUUGCAUUUGCUAUUAAAGCGUUGCAAUUAAAAUACUUUAAAAAUUAAUCGGCCAUAAGUUUGCACGUGUGAGUGUUUUAACACACAAAUUUCAUAUUAAAGUUGGAAUGAAACUGUCCUCAAAACUUAAUGAAGCUUCCAGUUAGGAGCAGCUGAAAGAUAGGUUCGGAUUUAAGUUAAUGUUACAUGGCCAGAUGAUCAAAACGUAUCAAAAGUUUAUUCUAAAAUGCUUGCAAGCAAGUGCGAUUUUUUUUAAAGAACUUGAAAUACUUUAUCAAGAAAACGCAUGUGUUUAUCGUUGGAAUUCCUAUCGGAUAACAUGUUCAUCUUCAUGUAAUUAUUUCAAUUGUUACUUACUGGUGGACUGUUAAUUUUGAAUGCUUUCUUCAUAAGGAUACAUUUGUUGACGGCUUCAUGAAUAUUGCACCAGAGUUUUUCUUUCUACCGAAAUGUUUAUUUAAAUAUGUAUUAUGUUUUAUUGGCAUUCGUUUGACGAAAAACGUUUUAUUGGCAAUUGUUUGACGAAAAAACGUAUCAUAGGCAGAGUUUUACAGUGAAUACAUUUAAAAACUAUUGGUACAGCAUUGAAACAAUAUGUAGAGUGUUUAUUAGUGUUAGCAA